GCGAACAGGUAAAUUCAGUCUUUUAGUACGCUUUAAGUUUUUACCUGAUGAUGAUCGGUGCGAGCGAUUGUCGCUAGUAACGUGUUGAUUUCUUAGGUUUCCUGUCGUCUACAGACUUGAAUAAGGGUCUCAAAAGUAUCUUGUCGAUUAUAGUCUAUGCGUCGGUAUCUUUAGGGUACAAAUACAGUACGUACACUGUCUAAUGCGAAAAAAAUCGAACGAACGAGUUGUUUAGCGUUUAGUGACCGGUUUUUCGUGAUCGCGUAUAGUAUCUAUUACUACGCAAGACGUGUGGUUUUCGCAAUUACGUGCUGUACAUUCCUAUAACUUCUUUAUAAGUUGUCUAGAUCAGGCGAAGUGCUAUACUAACGGUGAAUUUUAUUAGAGCAAUCACUACACUAUCUACUGUGCUAGAUUGACAUUAUUUCGACAUACCGCUGAGUGGUGCGCUGAGAAGAUCAAUUAUCAAUAGUCGAUCUAAAGUGAGGCAUAUAAAUCAGUGAGUGAAAAUUCGGUGUAGAUAUUGCCUGAUUUGAAUUCUACUCAAGCAAUUACCUUCGUCUUACGCUUUGGAUUAUACAUACUUGGAUAAUUACCCAUAAUUUGAAGAAGAUCUUGAUUAAUUAAGAUCUUGCUUCUAAUUUUUCUUUAAGGAUUGCAACAAAAGAUUUUGCUUCUAAUUUUUCAUUAAGGAUUGCAACAAAAGAUAUAAUGCCAUAAUGGACCCACAAACAGCUCUAGUUCUUGCAAUACAACUUCUUGCACUGUUCUCCAUUGCCGGAGCAUUGCUAUUGUACUUAUUAUGCAAAGUUCGUGCGACUCGGCCUGAACUCACAGAAUUACAGCAUGGCACCGUGUUAAUAACCAGCGCAGAUACUGCCUUGGGACUCCAAUUGUGCACUCAUCUAGCGAAUCGAGGUUGUAGGGUAUUUGCCGGGAUGAAGGACGCUGUGGACUCAUUGCCGGCAAAGUUGCUUCGGGGCUGGAUGAAAAUGAAGGAAAGCUCCGACGAACCCAUCCAAGGAUCAAUAGUACCCAUGCAAUUGGAUGUGACCAGGGAAGAUGUUUUGCGUGAAACCACUGAAGCCAUGGGGGCUCAUAUGAAUGCGGGCGAACGAGGCAUUAUGGCUGUGAUCAAUACCGCGGGAACUGUUUAUCGAGGAAGAAUUGAGAAUCAGGAUGUUCUGCAAUGGGAGACCAUGUUGAAGACGAAUAUCUUAGGAUCGUUGAGGGUGGCAAAGGCAUUUUUAGGACUAUUGCGACCAACCCGCGGACGAUUGAUCUAUUUGGGAGCAGGAAAUAAUAGUGGAGAUGGAUUGGUAGCGUUUACCGCAUCACGUAUUGCAGUUGAGAGUUGUGCAGAAGAGCUGAGGAAGGAAUUGCAACCUUAUGGAAUUAGUGUGAUAGCUUUGGACACAUCUGGAGUUCCAGCAGAGGCUCUUUAUCGUGCCCCGACACCGUAUAACAUCACCGAUGGCGAGGGUUCGCCAACACAAUAUUCUGCUGAAGUCCUCACAUCAAGUGCUCUAAGUGUCAUAGAACAGGCCCUCUGGGAUCCAAGACCACACGAACGUUACGAAUUGGCUGUACGAAAUAGCAAAUUCAAUUUGCAUCUGCCAUGCCGAUCAUCAUUUCACUUCCGACCGGACAGCAAGACAAUCCAAAGGGUUUAAAAAAAGCAACCGGAUUAAGAGAGUUGCAAAUGUUCAUCAUCAUUAUCUACGUCCUCAUCACCACUUUUUUCCAACUUUCCUGAUCACACAUUAUCACUAUGGAUUCAUUCGUUAAAAAUGCGAUUUCAGGUGUAAUCUAAGAUGCCAUGUUUUGUAAGUGUUCACGUCAAAUGUAUUGGAAAUUUAGUAGUAGUUCAAGGACCCAAAAGUCCGUUCAGCAUUCCAAGGCCGUUUGAUGUGAACAUGCUUUUGAUAAUUAUCAUACUUUUGAGAACACCCAGAAAUCGCUUACACACAAUGUAUGGAGAAAUUGCUCUUUUUUAAAGGGUAUUUACUUCUGACUCUUAUUUUCCCAAUAUAUUAUAUAUUUUUUUUCUUUAUUUGUUUCUGUAUAUAUUAAACAUUAUGUACAUAUUCUAUUUCCACUUCAUAUGCAUACAUAUCAUUCCCAAUAAAUAUAUUCAGUUAAUAUCAAUUUAAGUCAUGAAAGAUUUAAAAAUAAAACAUAAAAAUGAGUAAAUUUA
Molecule: messenger RNA, 2197 nt
Organism: Hermetia illucens (black soldier fly)
Lineage: Eukaryota; Metazoa; Arthropoda; Insecta; Diptera; Stratiomyidae
Exons: 5
Coding region: 720-1673 (317 amino acids)
Source: RefSeq, a predicted model, not a curated record